This is a messenger RNA of Poecilia latipinna (sailfin molly), 2242 nucleotides long. RefSeq names its product gastrula zinc finger protein XlCGF57.1-like. Gene Ontology annotation, molecular function: DNA-binding transcription factor activity, RNA polymerase II-specific; RNA polymerase II cis-regulatory region sequence-specific DNA binding. Bases 359 to 2152 code for a protein of 597 amino acids. Gene Ontology annotation, biological process: regulation of transcription by RNA polymerase II. NCBI's taxonomy places the organism in Eukaryota, Metazoa, Chordata, Actinopteri, Cyprinodontiformes, Poeciliidae. The record is from RefSeq and is a predicted model, not a curated record. The transcript has 2 exons.
AGGCAACCGCCACAACCAAAAGCAGAAGAAGGAAUUUUAACGUUGGUUUCGUUCUGCUCUUCGGUUAAACGUGUCUAAUCUUCACAUGUUGUCUCAUUGUGAGCUCCGAUAGUAUUUGCAGUCUCACUUUAAUGCCGAUGUUUGUCUGUUUUAGCAGGUCAAACACCCUGAGUGAGACCAGUUAGCCUCCGGUCUUCCUGAUAAGCUAACUGUCAGGAGAAGUAACCAGUUUCUAGUUCAAGAGAAUCGCGAAAAAAAAACUUCACACGGAUGUUAUUGGACUCUUAUUGGAUGCUGUGCGGCUGCCAGCUCUUCUUCUAGGGAAUAAAAUCAACACUAUCCGGUCCCAAACAGCAUCAUGUCUGUUAAUGUUUGGGUGGUUGCUGGUGAUCGGUUACUCAUUCAACGAGAAAGCAACUCAGUUCAUGACCGCAACUUACCAACCAAUCUAGAGAUGAAAGAGGAACACAGAGAACCAGACCUAAACCAGAUGAAGGAGGCACCAGAAUGUCAACCGAUCAAAGAAGAACAAGUUGAGCUCGACAUCUUUCAUGACGAGAAGUCUGUAGUGAAGCCGGAUGCCGACACUUUUAGGGUGUCUGCUGGUUCUGAUGAAAUAUUCCAGCGUAAACCUGAACUGCAGCAGGUCACGGGGAUGAAGGAAGAACCAGAACCUGAACAGAUUAAAGAAGAACUGGAGGAUCUAAAAACUGUACAAAUUAAACAAGAAGAGGAGGAACUCUACAGUGAUCAGGAUGAAGAUCAACUUGUAGCAAAGCAGGAUUCCUUCAGAGAAACUCCUGUUCAUGAGGAAAAAUACCGUAGUGAACCAGAUCCAAACCAGGACCAGAUCCACCCUUCCAACUCCCCAGAAGCUGAAAACCAACCACAGGAUGGAUGCAAUGAUAAAGACCUGGUGUUAGAUGUAGAUGAAGAACUAACAAAGAAUCAGAAUGACAGUGUUGAACAUGCUAAAGUUAAAAAGCUAAAGAAAAGCAUGCGUUCCUGUAAAAUAUGUGGAAAACAUUUAAUCAGGAAAACUCUCCUAAAAAUUCACAUGAGAAUCCACACUGGUGAGAAACCGCAUACCUGUCAAGUCUGCAGUAAGUCGUUCAGCUUUAGCAGUCAUUUGGUUCGUCACAUGAGAAAUCACACUGGUGAAAGACCAUUCUCAUGUCAGACUUGUGGGAAAAGCUACAUCAACAGAAGUAGCUUAAAUGCACACAUCAAAGACCAUUUGGGAGAGAAUUCAUUCCCAUGUGGAUUGUGUGAUAAAUCUUUCACCAAGAGUCAAAAUCUGGUUUGUCACAUGAGACUCCACACAGGCGAGAAACCAUUCUCGUGUCCAAUCUGCGGAAAAAGCUACGUAAGCAAAAGCAGCCUGAAAAAACACAGCAUAACACACAGCAUAGUCGACACAGGCGAGAAGCUGUUCUCAUGUGGCUUGUGUGACAAGUCUUUCAAAAACAAACGAGGUCUGGUUCGUCACGUCAAACUCCACUCAAACAAGAGGCCGUUUUCAUGUCCCACUUGUGGGAAAAGCUACACAAGUAAAGGCGCUUUAAAAGAACACUCUAGAGUUCACCUCCCUGAAAAGCCGUAUCCGUGUGACCUUUGUGAUAAAACCUUUGCAGCCAAGAUUAACUUUGACCGCCACAGGAGGACUCACACAGGCGAGAAGCCAUUUUCGUGUGAAGUUUGUGGGGAUUUUUUUAUUGACAAGUUGGCUGUGGUUAAACACAUGAGAAGUCACACAGGCGAGAAACCGUUUCCAUGUGAAAUGUGUCCUAAAUUCUUUCAUACAAAAUUUAAUUUAGCGUGUCACAUGAGGACUCACACUGGUGAGAAACCCUAUCCUUGUGACCUUUGUGAUAAAUCUUUCAUAUCCAGAGGUAACUUGGACCGUCACCGGAGGAGUCACACAGGCGAGAAACCAUUUUCAUGUGAAGAAUGUGGUAAAUUAUUUACCAACAAGAUGUCUAUGGUUAAACACGUCAAAAAUCACACAGACAAGAAGCUCAAGAAGAGGUUUUCUUGUAAUCUUUGUGAAUCGUCUUUUAGUGACAACAUUCAGCUGGACAAUCACCUGAGGAACCACACAGGUGAGGACGUCUUCUCUGUGGAAAGAAAGUCUCCAAACUGUCCAGUUUAACAACCGGACUCAUACAAGCACUAAUUUACCUGAUUGGUAAAUUAUUCACUUCCAGUUAUAAUCUGACUGGAUAUGUAUGUAAAUAAGCCU